Messenger RNA from Tachyglossus aculeatus (Australian echidna), 494 nucleotides. RefSeq names its product cytochrome c oxidase subunit 6A1, mitochondrial. The transcript has 3 exons. The coding region runs from base 16 to 345 and encodes 109 amino acids. Gene Ontology annotation, molecular function: enzyme regulator activity. The record is from RefSeq and is a predicted model, not a curated record. Gene Ontology annotation, biological process: mitochondrial electron transport, cytochrome c to oxygen. Gene Ontology annotation, cellular component: mitochondrial inner membrane. NCBI's taxonomy places the organism in Eukaryota, Metazoa, Chordata, Mammalia, Monotremata, Tachyglossidae.
GAGCAGGAAGCCAAGAUGGCGGCGGCGGCGAUGGGCGGGCGGCUGCGAGGGGCGACGGGCCCGCUGAGGCGCGCCAUGGCGACCGGGGCCCGCGGGGCCCACGGGGACGACGGCUCAGCUCGCACCUGGAAGCUGCUGACCUACUUCGUGGCCCUCCCCGGGGUGGGGGUCAGUAUGCUGAACGCCUACCUGAAGCAGCAGCACGGCGGUCACGAGAGGCCCGAGUUCAUCGCCUACCCCCAUCUCCGCAUCAGGUCCAAGCCCUUCCCGUGGGGAGACGGCAACCAUACCCUCUUCCACAACCCUCACAUUAAUCCUCUCCCAACCGGCUACGAGGAGGAAUAAAAACUUCGCCCCGGGGACCACAGUGGUGUUUCGGACCAACGCUCUGGACCAGAAAACCGUACGGGACCAUCACUUGGACCUGAAAUGACGACGGAUGCUAUUCUCCGUGUGUGUGGCCGAGAUGGCCUAAAUAAAUAACCCUCACCGUG